GCGGAUUUAGUAAUGGGAUGCUAAUGAAUUAUUGGGAUGGCGCCACCUUUGGAGUUUGUCAGUAACUAAUUACCGCGACUAUCCAAAGCGUGGUUCUACCCGAUCGAUCACGCUUUACCGCUAGCUGCCUAGAUGGCGGCACUUGUAUAUUGUGUGGUGCUUGAGCUUACGAAAAGCUACGUGAGCUUCGUCACCCCCUCCCGCCGCCCGCGUGCUUCCAUCGCCGACGCCCGCACGACAGUCACUGGCAAGGUCUACAGGUGAGUGCAAGUUCUUUUAAUUUAUUGCCAUUUUAUUGCUGUGUUCGUGUAAUCAUUCGCCCGCCCGCUCGCUUAUGUGUAUUUGAUUUAUAUCUUUAGUUUGAUUACUAGCUUUUGUUUACCGCUAUAUAGUUUUACCGCUCCGCUAAUUAUAAGUGACAAACAUUUGUCACAUACCGCUUAGGACGGCUAUUUACACGCCUUUCUACAACCCCGCUUUAUAUGCUCCCGCCGCAGGAGGGCUAUUUACACGCCCCCUUGCUACCCCAUAGUUUGGUCCUGCGAGCCUGGAUUAGAUCCAGCUUAAAUUUUAAUUAAAAUUAGAAUUAAUUUAUGAUUACCCCCAUUCGCCAUUUUGUUACAGUAUUGUAUUGUAUGUAAAAGUUAAUUACAUUCAUCGCUAUUAGUAAUAAUAACUCGUAACCGCAUAUUGAAUUAUAUUUAUUAACGUAGUUCAUUUAGUGUUAUUUUUUAGUCAGUUAUUUCAAAACUUCAUUAUGGAAAAUAGACAACUAAAGAAACUUAUCGCGAAGAAUAAUUUAGUAUUUGCACAAAUUAAUGAUUUAUAUAAUAAAUCAAAAAAUAUUUCGGAGUUUGAUUCGGAAUUAAUUGAAACUUUUCUUGCCGAAUCAGAAUCGAUUGAUGACAUGCGUGUUAGAUUUGAAAGCAAUUUGGAUGAUAUCAAUGAUUUAAAUUUAAAGCAAAACCCCGAAGUUGAGCCUGAAUAUGCAGCUUUAUCGUCUUUUGACACGUUAUAUAAUUACGUAAGACGCGCUCGUAACAAAAUUACAAUUGGUAAUUCGUCAAAUGUAAUGAGAACUACCGCCGCCAUAAAUGUAACAUUGCCAACAAUUUCACUUCCUUCCUUUGACGGACGCUCUCUUGAAGGAUGGGAAACAUUUUACCAGGCUUUUAAAGCUAACAUCCACGAUAACCCGCAACUGUCUGAUGCGCAACGUGUGCAGUAUUUAAUGGGCAAAUUAACACAUAGUGCAUUAAAGUUAACCGCUGGUAUAAUACCCACAGGUGAAACUUAUAAUAUUAUUUGGUCGAAUCUAAUUAGUAAAUAUCAGGAUAAACGAGCUUUAGGAUGUCAUUAUCUGAAUAAUAUAUUAGAUUUAAAAAAUUGUUCACCUACCGCAAAUAGUUUAAAUAUGUAUAUUGAAAAAAUUUCAUCUUCGAUUGCCGCUUUAAAACAAUUAAAUUUACUUAAUUUGACUGAUUUUAUUUUAUUACAAUGCUCACUGAGAAGGUUGGAUCCUCAAACUUUACAUUCGUUUGAAGCAUCGGUUCGUGGUAUUGAAAUACCCACAACUGAAAUGUUUAUUAAAUUCAUACAGGAUCAGAUAAAAAUAUUAGAACGCUCUGCACAAAAAUGUAACAUAGAGAAAUCUAAAAAUCACAAAUCGUUUAUUUCUAGUAGUUAUAAUGACCCAGUCCGCACUGAAAGGGUUAACAAACCGGUUUCGUUAUCUACGUGCGAUCUUUGCUCGAGCUCGCACCACACGCAGUUAUAUCGUUGUAAUGAAUUUAAAAAUAUUAUUUCACCGCAAGAACGUUAUGAUUUUAUUAAAUCGCACAAGGGUUGCAUCAAUUGUUUAAGCUUAUCGCAUACAUUAAAAGCAUGUCAAUCAAAGUUAACAUGCAAUAAUUGUAAGAAAUAUCAUCAUACUUUGUUGUGUUUUGGUAAUAAACGGGCGAAUCGAAAAGGUAAGAGCGUACCCAGUCAAUCGAAUGACUACGCUGAUAUGGACAGGCAGGUCAGUCGGUCGCAGGUACAGGGAAUUCCGAGUGAUGCCGCGCGGCCCGAUUACGGUCGGUCCCAGGUUCAAUCUCAACCUGUUGUUCAGAGUUACGAUCAUCAUGAUGCCGCUUCGAAUACUUGUUUACACUCUAACAGAACGAUACAACAACAAAAUAAUACGACCGCUACCACGUUGACUCACAGUUCGGAAAUAAAAUCGAAUAGUAAUAUUUUAUUAUCAACCGCUCAAAUAUACGCUCACUCGAAUAAAGGGGAACGUAAAAUAGUUAGAUGUUUAAUAGAUAAUGGUUCCCAAAAUAAUUUAAUAACUGUCAAUUGUUGUAAAUUACUUAAAUUACCGAUUAUACCUUUAAAUAAUUCUUAUAUUAGAGGUAUUGGAUUAACCGCUCGCCCGAUUCACGGAUAUGUUUAUUUAAAUAUUGAAUCUAGAUUUUCUCCUAAUAAAUAUUAUAUUCACGCUUUAGUAGUAGACUGUAUUACAGAUAAAUUACCCGCUUAUUUUAUAAAUUCCUCAAAUAUGAAUCAUAUACGUAAUUUACCGCUUGCCGAUUCAAACUGGAACGUUCCAGGUGUGAUUGAUAUGGUGUUAGGUGCUCAGUUAUUUCCAUAUAUAUACUUAGGUAAUCGUAUAGAUACCGGCUCACUAGCGCCACCUGCCGUAGAAACAACCUUCGGUUAUGUUCUUAUGGGUGACGUACCUGAAGUGAGUUACACCGGCAUUAUGAAACCGCAACAUGAUAAUUUUUCUGUUAUAAAUGAUAAUAAUACCUCUUUGUGACUAUCUAGUACAGUUUAUAUUGAUAAUCCACCCGCUUUCGAAAAUACUAAAAUUCAUUCUGCAUUCACUUUAAAUAAAACUUUCUCAUCUAUAACGCAUAAAGACCUUGAGUCAUUUUUACAUAAAUUUUGGGAAUUAGAGGAGAUUCCUCAUGAGCGUCAUCUUAGCCCUGAGGAAGCCGAGUGUGAAAACAAAUAUAUUUCUACAAUUACCCGCGAUAAUGAUGGCCGAUAUACGGUUGAGUUACCAUUUAGUAGAAAUCCCGCUGACCUUGGCAAGUCUUAUGCUGUUGCUCACCGCCGUUUUCUUUCGCUCGAACGUAAGUUUGUUCAAUUACCCUCACUCCGCGAUGAUUACGAUAUCGUUAUACAGGAUUACAUUAGUAAAGGUUAUUUAACUGAAAUUAACGACACCGCUAAGGAAACCGAUAACGGUUAUUAUAUACCGCACCAUGCAGUUAUCCGCCCAAGCAAGACUACCACUAAACUACGUGUAGUUCUUGAUGCUAGUGCUAAAACAUCUAGUGGACUGUCACUUAAUGACGUCUUGCAUACUGGUCCAAAUUUACAGGCAGACUUAUUUUUGCUUUUACUCCGCUUUCGUUUGUUCCCUGUGGCAUUGUGCGCUGAUGUGGAACAAAUGUACUUACGCAUUAGGGUGACCACAGACCACCAUAAAUAUUUAAAAAUAUUGUACCGCUUUAAAAAUGAAAAAAUCUGUAACACUUACCGCUUUAACUGUUGUCGAAGAUUCCCCAAUAUAUCAACUUGGGUUGAGAGUUUCGUCAUGGUCAAAACUUCUUCGCUGUGUUGUUUAUGUACUUCGAUUUAUAAGAAAACUACCGCGAAACAAGUUUGUAACCGCAUCCGAUUUAAAUACUGCUGAGAAAGCUAUUAUUCGAGCUCUUCAAGCUAAAUAUUUUGGUCAUGAUAUUGCCAGCAUUAGAAAAUUAGAUUUACCUUCGAAAAAUAUUCGUAAACUUAGUCCAUUUAUUGACGAAGAUGGAAUUUUACGUAUUCAGGGUAGACUUUCGGGCUCUGAUUUACCGUUUGAAACGCAACACCCCGCUUUAUUGCCAAAACACGAUCACAUAAUAAAUAUUAUUGUUGAUUAUUUUCAUAAUACAAACUUGCACACUGGUCCGGACCUUUUGAUGUCCAUUAUUCGUCAACGCUUUGGAUAUUGUCCGCUAGAAACGUUAUAAGAAAAAGAGUGCAUAUGUGUAAAUCAUGUUUUCGUGUAUCACCUUCACACCCAACUCCCAUGAUGGCUGACCUUCCGUCAAGCCGUGUAAUGGAGGCCAAAGCUUUCUGUCACACGGGAGUAGAUUACGCGGGCCCAUUUAAGAUAACGCUUGUACGCAAACGUGGUCAUCAUUCACAAAAGGCUUACAUUUGCCUGUUCGUAUGCUUAACGACAAAGGCUAUACAUAUUGAGUUAGCCUCGGAUUUGUCAACGGACUCAUUUCUUGCCGCUUUCAAACGUUUUAUAUCUCGUCGAGGUCCAGUUUCUUUCAUGUAUUCAGAUAAUGGCACUAAUUUUGUUGGCGCAAAGGCUCAGUUAGAUGAAAUGUAUAAACUUCUAGUUUCAAAUAAUUUUAUAUCCGCAUGGAAUGAUGAAUUAACUAAAUACCGAAUCAUUUGGAAGAUGAUCCCGCCUCGGGCUCCCCAUUUUGGAGGUUUAUGGGAAUCAAACAUUAAAUCCGUUAAAACUCAUUUAAAUAGAGUAAUAGGCGCACAAAUUCUCACUUACGAAGAGAUGUUAACUGUGUUGAAUCAAAUAGAAUGUCUUAUGAAUUCCAGACCUUUAUGUCUUUUAUCCGCAGAUCCCAACCCCGAAAUUCUCACACCCGCACAUUUUUUGAUGUCCACUCCUUUGCAGUAUUUACCCGCGUCUGAAUUGUCCGCAAAUCAGAUGAGUCUAACUAAUCGCAAAGCGUUGUUAGAUGGUUUGGUUAAUUCCUAUUGGAGGAAAUGGAGAUUAGAGUACCUGCAUACGUUGCAAGUCAGACAGAAGUGGUGUACAUCAGAUAACCCCGUGAAGGUUGGGACAGUAGUUCUUAUUCAUCAAGAUGACAUUCCACCGCUCCGCUGGCCACUUGGAGUUAUACAAGAGGUGUAUCCAGGUGCCGAUAACAUUAUACGCGUUGCUUUGGUAAAAACGAAAUCUGGAUUUCUUAAACGUCCAGUUGUAAAAUUAUAUCCGCUACCGCUAGAAUAAAUUAGAGUACCGCAUGUCAUCAACCGCUUCAACUCUACAGAGUACCGCAUGUCAUCAACCGCUUCAACUCUACUCGUAAACAUUCAUGAUGGCUUAUUAUUAAUUAAAAUUUGUUUCUUUUCAAAUAACUUCCCGCUAUUUAAGCUUUAUGCUUCCUAUCUUAGUAUCUUUAUAUAUUUGUUGAAAGUCCUGCGAACUUUCAAGGCGGGCAGGAUGGUCACGCGGAUUUAGUAAUGGGAUGCUAAUGAAUUAUUGGGAUGGCGCCACCUUUGGAGUUUGUCAGUAACUAAUUACCGCGACUAUCCAAAGCGUGGUUCUACCCGAUCGAUCACGCUUUACCGCUAGCUGCCUAGAUGGCGGCACUUGUAUAUUGUGUGGUGCUUGAGCUUACGAAAAGCUACGUGAGCUUCGUCACCCCCUCCCGCCGCCCGCGUGCUUCCAUCGCCGACGCCCGCACGACAGUCACUGGCAAGGUCUACAGAUGCGUGAAACUAUAAACAAGACGGUCGUAAAGUGAGCCAGCGUGUAUCAGUGAGAAGCGUUCACUGGAUGGAGCGGCGCGCACCACAACAAUGAGUCAUACGGUAGCACAACGUGGUCGAAAUUCAGGUAUACGAAUGCUGUCACAGUUGGAUUCGUUGAUUGACCUUUUGCUCGAAGAUGUACCUAGUUGGAAAAUUUGCCCUAGGUAAACGCACUCUUGUCAAUGCUCAUAUUAGAGGCUAACUGGAAUAGAACCUCUACUAAGGCCAUUGUGAAUUAUGCUGAGGUCCUCCACAGUUUCAAGGAAUACCAUGUAGAAGUAGAACUUUUCUUCUCAUCAUGGUCUCAUGCCUAUCCAACCCGAGGCUGAGAAGCUCAAUCUGGGUCUUCAUCUGAGAAAGUGUUUGCCACACAAAAGCUUUAAAAUCAUUAAACUCACGCGAUAAAGUUGAAAUAUCGACAUGUGCUGGAACAGCUCCGGUAGAUGCCUUCUGCAGCUUCAGGUCAUAGUCGUUCAUACGUGUUUGGAAAAGCUUCUCGAGGCUUUCUAGACUAUUUAUAAGUUUCAGAUCCAUGAUGUGUGCAAGUAAAGUUUACGGCCAAAA
Molecule: messenger RNA, 6111 nt
Organism: Bombyx mori (domestic silkworm)
Lineage: Eukaryota; Metazoa; Arthropoda; Insecta; Lepidoptera; Bombycidae
Exons: 4
Coding region: 758-2803 (681 amino acids)
Biological process (GO): DNA integration
Molecular function (GO): nucleic acid binding
Source: RefSeq, a predicted model, not a curated record